Sceloporus undulatus (fence lizard) is the source of this 3012-nucleotide messenger RNA. RefSeq names its product component of oligomeric golgi complex 5 (gene COG5). The transcript is spliced from 22 exons. Gene Ontology annotation, cellular component: COG complex. The record is from RefSeq and is a predicted model, not a curated record. Bases 8 to 2587 code for a protein of 859 amino acids. NCBI's taxonomy places the organism in Eukaryota, Metazoa, Chordata, Lepidosauria, Squamata, Phrynosomatidae. Gene Ontology annotation, biological process: intra-Golgi vesicle-mediated transport.
GGAACACAUGUCUCUAUGGUUGCUGCCCUGGAGAGAGCGGCCAGCAGCAGGGCAAUGGCGGCGCUGUCGCGGGGUUAUGACGUCACUGGUCUCUCCUCCACUAAGUGCCAGCAUGGAAGGGAAGAGAGGCACUGAGGCUGGAAGCAGGGCAGCCCCCCAGGAGCCAGCCAUGGGGGAGUUGCUGGGAGACGAAUGCUAUGCAGAUUUUUUACGGGAAGACUUUGACGUAAAGGCAUACACUUCACAAUCGAUUCAUCAAGCUGUUAUAGCUGAACAAUUAGCAAAGCUUGCCCAAGGAAUCAGUCAGCUGGAUAAAGAGCUCCAUUUGCAAGUAGUUGCGAGACAUGAGGACUUGCUGGCACAAGCAACUGGCAUAGAAUCUUUGGAAGGUGUUCUUCAAAUGAUGCAGACCCGAAUUAGUGCCUUGCAGAGUACAGUUGACAGAAUCAGAGCCAAAAUUGUUGACCCAUACAACAAAAUUGUCUCUCGCACUGAGCAAUUAGCUCGGCUUCAGGCUGCCUGUGACUUGCUGCGGAGAAUAAUACGCAUCCUGUAUCUCAGCAAGAGACUACAAGGGCAGCUGCAGGGAGGAAGCAGAGAGAUAACAAAAGCUGCUCAAAGCCUCAAUGAGCUUGAUUACCUUUCUCAAGGAAUAGAUCUCUCUGGAAUAGAAGUAAUUGAAAAUGACCUGCUCUUUAUUGCAAGAGCUCGACUUGAGGUUGAAAACCAGGCUAAACGGCUGCUUGAGCAAGGAAUAGAAACUCAGAAUCCUACUCAAGUAGGUACCGCCCUUCAGGUUUUCCAUAAUCUUGGAACUUUGAAAGUCACAAUUACUAAUGUUGUGGAUGGGUACUGUACAUCCUUGGAGGAGAACAUCAGUAAUGCCUUGGAUAUUAAAGUUUUGACUCAACCCUCUCAAACAACGGCUAGAGGUGGUCCUGGGCGUGCAGCAAUGCCAACACCAGGAAAUACUGCAGCCUUUAGAGCAUCUCUGUGGACUAAUAUGGAAAAAUUGAUGGAUCAAAUCUGUGCUGCUUGUGGACAGGUACAACAUCUGCAGAAAGUACUGUCUAAGAAAAGAGAUCCUGUUACACAUGUUUGCUUCAUUGAUGAAUUAGCAAAGGAUGGUCAGUCAGACAUUUUGUACAUAUUUUGGACAGCAGUGACACAGACUCUUGCCUCUCAGUUUCAGAAAGCAACUGACUCUUCCAUGUUUUUGAAGCAAGCUUUUGAAGGCGAAUACCCUAAAUUAUUAAGACUAUAUAAUGAUUUGUGGAAGCGACUUCAGCAAUACAGUGAAAAUAUUCAAAGAAAUUUUAUUACAAAUGGGAGUGCAGAACACUUUGCUGAGCUUCAACAGAUUGAAGAUGAUGCACAAGAUAUAUUCAUGCAAAAGAAACAAGAUUAUGAUCCAGAAAUAGCCCUGAAAGACUCUUUGCAACCCUAUGAAGCUGCCUACUUGUCAAAGUCAUUGUCCCGACUCUUUGACCCCAUCAACCUUGUCUUUCCCCCUGGAGGUCGCAGUCCUCCUUCAACUGAUGAACUUGACAGCAUCAUUAAAACCAUUGCAAGUGAGCUGAAUGUAGCUGCUGUGGAUCCAAACCUCAGCUUAGCAGUAUCAAAAAAUGUGGCAAAAACCAUCCAGCUUUUUGGUGUGAAGUCUGAGCAGCUUCUGUCUACACAAGGAGAGGCCAGUCAAGUGAUUGGACCAUUGACAGAAGGACAGAGAAGAAAUGUGGCUGUAGUGAAUUCAUUAUAUAGGCUACACCAGUCAGUGCUAAAAGUGGUGUCCAGCCAAAGUGCCUUUCCAGCAGCUUCUGAAGAAACAGUUAGCACAGCUUUGAAGAUAGUCCAUGAUUUGAUGGGAAAUGCCGUGCAACCUUUACUGAACUCAGUUGGUGACUCAGUAGAAGCUAUUAUCAUCACUAUGCAUCAGGAAGACUUUUCUGGGUCACUACCCACUUCAGGAAAACCAGACACCCCUUGUUCUCUGUACAUGAAGGAGCUCCAGGGUUUCAUUUCAAGAGUCAUGAAUGACUAUUUCAGGCACUUUGAAUGUUAUGACUUUGUCUAUGAGAGUACUGAAGCCAUUGCUCAGAGAGCAAUUGAAAUUUUUAUCCGCAACGCCAGCCUGCUAAGGCCAUUGGGUGAAGGUGGGAAGAUGCGGCUUGCUGCUGACUUUGCGCAGAUGGAGUUAGCAGUGGCUCCCCUCUGCAGGCGAGUGUCUGAUCUGGGGAAGUCCUACAGACUCUUAAGAUCAUUCAGACCAAUGCUGUUCCAAACUAGUGAGCAUAUUGCCAAUAGCCCGGCCGUGGGAGAUGUUAUUCCAUUCAGUACUGUUAUUCAGUUCCUAUUUACAAGGGCACCACCUGAAUUAAAAUCUCCAUUCCAGAGAGCUGAAUGGACCAUUGCGCGUUAUUCCCGGUGGCUUGAUGACCAUCCAUCAGAGAAGGACAGGCUCAUUUUAAUACGAGGUGCACUGGAAGCUUAUGUUCAGUCUGUAAGAAGUAGAGAAGGAAAGGAAUUUGCACCGGUCUAUCCCAUAAUGAUACAAUUGCUGCAGAAAGCCCUAUCUACUGUUCAGUAAAAUGCUUCUUGGAAGAUCCUGGGACUCCAAUGAUACAGUCAAAACAGCACUGGUAGCAUAAUACUUCAGAAUCAACAUGAACAGUCUCACCUUCUUUCUCUCAAGCAUCUACCAUGAGCUGUGUACAGGAAUCAGAAACACUUUACAGUCUUCUACUUUUCUGGCAUAAAAACCUCUGUGAUCUUCUUGUGCUAUCUCUUGGUUUUAGAAACCAGGUAGCAUUUUUAUGACAAGCUUUUGUUUUCUGCAUUUGAUUUAAAAAAGGAUCUUAACAGGAUUUCCAUGUGAAUAAGACUGAAAUCUACAAAACCCACAUUUAUGUGAUUAUUCAUUUGCUUUUCAGCAAGAAUCCUACAGCUUCAAACUAACUUAUUUUAUCUUUCUUAUGAUUUAAAUCUGCAUAUAAUAAAGAAUUAUAUACAGUG